Dioszegia hungarica is the source of this 1725-nucleotide messenger RNA. RefSeq lists its product as uncharacterized. The record is from RefSeq and is a predicted model, not a curated record. NCBI's taxonomy places the organism in Eukaryota, Fungi, Basidiomycota, Tremellomycetes, Tremellales, Bulleribasidiaceae. The coding region runs from base 1 to 1725 and encodes 574 amino acids. The transcript is spliced from 3 exons.
AUGGGCGACAUCUCGGCGGCUCUGGAGCAGCUAGAAGACCUCUGUGUAUCUAUACACAACUGGAUCGCCCAUAUCCAGCCGGCAGCGCUGUAUCGAGCGCCGAUCAUAGACUGGCAUCAUCCCGAUGACUAUACCCAAAAGGGGAUCACGGGGCUGCGCAAGUUCCUAGGGACGGCUGAAGCUGAACGGGAUCAUGUAGCUGGGCUCGCCAAAUCGCCGAUCUCGCCGAAAGAGUUCAGCUCGAACGCCCCGCACCUCCUCGCGGUAUGGCAUGAGUUCGUCCGCUCUGCCUGGCCCCUAGGCGCGAUCAGUCAAUCGCUCGAUGUAGGAGCGAAAGUACCGGUCAAGGUGGACAUCAUAGCUCGCGGAGGAGCCGAGUGGGUGAAAGUCAGUACGAUCAAGGAGACCCGCCUACUCGCCGAGUUUCGGGAACAAGACUCGUACAACAAUUCGGACUAUGACUCGGACACGUCCUCUCCCGGUGCUGGUCCCUCCCGUCUACCCGAUCCGGCGCUCACCAACUCUCUCAUCGUCCAAGGCGAGACCCUCCUUCGCGCCACCGAGGCGUAUCCUCGUCCCUCAGGUCGACCGGCUCCGAGAGUCCGCUUGGUCUUAAACCGUCUCAUUCGUCCCAUCCACGGCUUCUCUGACGGCCGCAUCGACCGCACCAUCACCCACCUCGGAUCUCUCGGUAUCGUCGUCCAGCUCGGCCCUACCUGUGGUCUACCCCUCCCCUCCUCGCCUCGGGCACACCUCCGCCCCUCCAAGAAUAUCGUGCUCGAUCUCUCGGUGCUCGUCGCUCUAUGCUGUGACUCGACGCACUACCCCCUUCCUUCUACUCACAACGAGUUUGAGAGCCGCUUCCGCUCAUUACGGAUCGACGAAGUCACCGGCGAGCCCGUACUGUCAGAGCACAGCCACACGUCCAAGGAUCUCCGAGAUCAGCUGCAAUGGGAAGCGCAGCACCCUCUCAUCCAAGAGCUGAAGGACCGGCUAGGGGCCGUAUCGGACGGUGACGAAGGCAGGGAGCUGGCGUUUUGGAUAACGGAGGAGGUGAGAGGCAGGCUGCCGGCGCUGGUGGACGUCAUCGGCGGACCGGAGGAGCGGAAACGGGGCAAAGCUCUGCUCGAUCCUGAAGAAGGGAACUUCUGGCGCGGGAGCAGGUGGGAAGGAAACGAGGGGGUGUUGAAGGCUCUAAGGGUCCAGAUUCUGCCUGAUGACCCUGCCGCACCGGAGGCUCCGGUAUCGAUAUUCCAGCGGACCCUUGUAUCUACCUGCCAAGCCCUCGUCGUUGCGCUCGAAACCCCUAUCACACCCGACGCUCCCCCCGCGACUCGUACACCUCGUCCGCAGAGACGAUCCCGCCACCCCGCUAGGCCGGCGACGAUGUUUCCGACGAAUCGGUACCCGUCCGGGCAUACGCUGCGGACAUUGAUAGCGGGUGCAGAGAGGGGGUGGACGGUGCUGAGCAAUAAUAGGGGGGCGAUAGGGAAGGUGGGACGGGAGAUGGGGAUCAGCGAGGGGCUGUGUUGGUCUGCGAGCCAGCUUGAAUCGGAAGGGCAACGUCAAGGGGAUGCCGGACGUCAUGAUCAGGCGGGAGAAUCUAGGGAGGAACGCGACGACGACCUGGCGGCGUUAUGGGUCGUCAAUCCCUCCAGUCUGUCAGAGUGGAGGAGGCUCGAAGUGGUAAAUGAUAAUAUGGCAGUACAGUGCGUGCCACGAUGA